Serinus canaria (Common canary) is the source of this 9092-nucleotide messenger RNA. RefSeq names its product transportin 1 (gene TNPO1). The record is from RefSeq and is a predicted model, not a curated record. The transcript has 25 exons. Gene Ontology annotation, biological process: protein import into nucleus. Lineage: Eukaryota; Metazoa; Chordata; Aves; Passeriformes; Fringillidae. Gene Ontology annotation, molecular function: small GTPase binding; nuclear import signal receptor activity. Gene Ontology annotation, cellular component: cytoplasm; nucleus. Bases 772 to 3444 code for a protein of 890 amino acids.
UUUUAAACAGCAUGUAUUCUUCUGUUAGUAUCAUACAUAAAAAUAACUAUAUACAUACAUGUGUAAUGCAUAUUUGACAUAUAUACAUAUGUAUCUAAAUUAUCAAUUUUAACUCGACAUCUCCUGUGAUAUAUUUUGGGGCUAAGUUUGAGAUACAGUAGGUAUUCAAAGCAGUUUCUCUGGAGUUUGCACACCCCAACCUCCCCCUAUUUCCAUGCGUACUUUGACCUGUUCCCUCUUUACAUGUAGAAUUGGGAACUUCUGAGAUCUGCUCAGCACUCAGCAAAAUAACGUAGAAGUGCAGCAGGUACCACGUUCCUGACCCCGGGGUCUGAUACCGCGUCCGCACUUCUCUUCCGUGGGAAGGCGGGAGCCUCGCACUCGUUGCCGGGCGCUAUCCCAGGGGGCUGGGCCGGGCCCGGGGCGCCCCUUCGUUCCUCGCCUGUCCCGUCCGCUGGAGGUUUCUGUCUGCUCUCGGGUGGGCGGCGUGGGCUUCCCGUUUGCUGUCGGCCAGGAUUGAGGUGCUCGCGUUCUGUCGCCCGCAGGCUCCUGGCAGAGUGGGACGCACCGGGGAAAGGCGGACGGCGGCGCCGGCGGCCCCGAGGCGGCCCGGGCGGGCGGAGCCGUGCCCGGCGCUAGGACCCAGCAGGACGCGAGGCGGCUCUUCGGGCCGGAUCACAAAUUCGUCGUGACUCAGUCUCUGCUCAGCGCGGAGGCAGCGGGAGCAGGUCGGUGUCCUACGUCUAUCCAGCGGCUGCUGGGGCAGCCAAGAUGGAGUACGAGUGGAAGCCCGACGAGCAGGGGCUCCAGCAGAUCCUGCAGCUGCUCAAGGAGUCCCAGUCCCCGGACACCACCACGCAGAGAGCCGUGCAACAAAAACUAGAACAACUUAAUCAGUAUCCAGAUUUCAACAACUACCUGAUUUUUGUUCUUACAAAGUUGAAGUCUGAAGAUGAGCCAACACGUUCCUUGAGUGGUCUUAUCUUGAAGAAUAACGUAAAAGCACAUUUUCACAACUUUCCAAAUGGGGUAACUGACUUCAUUAAAAGUGAAUGUCUGAACAACAUUGGUGAUUCCUCCCCCUUAAUUAGAGCUACUGUAGGCAUUCUGAUAACAACCAUUGCCUCAAAAGGGGAGUUACAGAAUUGGCCUGAACUCUUGCCAAAGCUUUGCAGCCUGUUGGAUUCUGAAGAUUACAAUACCUGUGAGGGUGCUUUUGGCGCUCUUCAGAAGAUAUGUGAAGAUUCUGCUGAAAUUUUAGAUAGUGAUGUGUUGGACCGGCCACUCAAUAUCAUGAUACCUAAGUUCUUGCAGUUCUUCAAGCACAGCAGCCCGAAAAUACGGUCUCAUGCAGUGGCAUGUGUCAAUCAAUUUAUCAUCAGCAGAACUCAAGCUCUUAUGUUGCACAUAGAUUCAUUUAUUGAGAAUCUUUUUGCACUGGCUGGUGAUGAGGAGCCUGAAGUACGCAAAAAUGUUUGCCGUGCUCUUGUAAUGUUGCUGGAAGUUCGAAUGGAUCGCCUUCUUCCUCAUAUGAUUAGUAUAGUUGAGUACAUGCUUCAAAGGACCCAGGAUCAAGAUGAAAACGUGGCUCUGGAGGCAUGUGAAUUUUGGCUGACUUUGGCUGAGCAGCCAAUUUGUAAGGAGGUAUUAUGUCGGCAUCUUACUAAGCUGAUACCUGUGCUGGUAAAUGGUAUGAAGUAUUCAGAGAUUGAUAUUAUUCUGUUGAAGGGGGAUGUUGAAGAAGACGAAGCUAUUCCAGAUAGUGAGCAGGAUAUAAGGCCUCGUUUCCAUCGUUCGAAGACGGUGGCUCAGCAACAUGAAGAAGAUGGUAUUGAAGAUGAUGACGAUGAUGAUGAUGAACUUGAUGAUGAUGAUACUAUUUCUGACUGGAAUUUAAGGAAAUGUUCUGCUGCUGCUCUAGAUGUCCUAGCUAAUGUAUUUCGUGAUGAACUUCUACCACACAUCUUGCCACUCUUAAAGGAACUGCUCUUCCACCCCGAGUGGGUAGUUAAAGAAUCUGGUAUCCUUGUUCUUGGUGCAAUUGCUGAAGGCUGCAUGCAGGGUAUGAUUCCAUAUCUUCCAGAGCUAAUCCCUCACCUUAUUCAGUGCCUCUCUGACAAAAAGGCUCUUGUGCGCUCCAUUACAUGCUGGACUCUUAGUCGCUAUGCACACUGGGUAGUUAGUCAACCCCCAGACACAUACUUGAAGCCAUUAAUGACUGAGUUGCUAAAGCGUAUCUUGGAUAGCAACAAGAGAGUACAAGAAGCUGCCUGCAGUGCCUUUGCUACUCUAGAAGAGGAGGCUUGUACAGAACUUGUUCCUUAUCUUGCAUAUAUACUUGACACUUUGGUCUUCGCAUUUAGUAAAUACCAGCAUAAAAACCUGCUCAUUCUUUAUGAUGCUAUAGGAACUCUAGCAGAUUCUGUAGGACAUCAUCUAAAUAAACCAGAAUAUAUUCAGAUGCUAAUGCCUCCAUUAAUUCAGAAGUGGAACAUGCUGAAGGAUGAAGAUAAAGAUCUCUUCCCAUUAUUAGAGUGCCUGUCGUCAGUUGCUACUGCCUUGCAAUCUGGCUUUCUUCCAUACUGUGAACCUGUGUACCAGCGCUGUGUAAAUCUGGUGCAGAAGACACUUGCACAAGCCAUGUUGCAUAAUGCUCAACCAGACCAAUAUGAGGCUCCAGAUAAAGAUUUCAUGAUUGUGGCUCUUGAUUUACUCAGUGGUUUAGCUGAAGGACUUGGAGGCAACAUUGAACAGCUAGUGGCUCGCAGCAAUAUCCUGACAUUAAUGUAUCAAUGCAUGCAGGACAAAAUGCCUGAAGUACGGCAGAGUUCUUUUGCAUUGUUAGGUGACCUGACAAAGGCAUGUUUUCAGCAUGUUAAACCUUGCAUCGCUGAUUUCAUGCCAAUUUUGGGAACCAACCUAAACCCUGAAUUCAUUUCUGUGUGUAACAAUGCCACCUGGGCAAUUGGAGAAAUCUCUAUUCAGAUGGGUAUAGAAAUGCAGCCUUAUAUACCAAUGGUAUUGCACCAGCUUGUAGAAAUAAUUAACAGACCCAACACACCAAAGACGUUGUUAGAGAACACAGCAAUAACAAUUGGUCGUCUUGGUUACGUUUGUCCUCAAGAGGUGGCCCCCAUGCUACAGCAGUUUAUAAGACCCUGGUGCACCUCUCUGCGAAACAUAAGAGACAAUGAGGAAAAGGAUUCAGCGUUCCGUGGGAUAUGUACCAUGAUUACAGUCAAUCCUAGUGGAGUAGUCCAAGACUUUAUUUUUUUUUGUGAUGCUGUUGCAUCAUGGAUUAGCCCAAAAGAUGAUCUUCGAGACAUGUUCUGUAAGAUUCUUCAUGGAUUUAAAAAUCAAGUUGGGGAUGAGAAUUGGAGGCGUUUCUCUGACCAGUUUCCUCUUCCCUUAAAAGAGCGCCUUGCAGCUUACUAUGGAGUUUAACCUCAUGCACUGUAGCUGCAGUCCCAUAAUUAGAGGUCCUUCAGUCUGGGAGACUAUGAGGGAGCCUCUGCACCCAGGGAAAAUGUUACCCUUUACUGGGGGGAAGGGUAAACCAGUAGGGAAUACAGUACAAUCCCAACCCUACUGGGAGGGGCGGGAGGGAGGUGUUGCCGUCACUGUAUUAAGUCGAUGUUGGGAAAUGUUUUAACAUCUGGAGCCUUUGUGGGUGGAAAUCUGUCUCCUAUUACACCUCUGCACUGGAUGUGAAGAAGAAAAAAAAAAAGAAUCUAGUCACAAAACAGCACAUUCUGGAAUAUUGUGGGGAUUUGUACCAAAAUAAGAAACCAUAUAAUUGAACCAUAGGGAUACGUAAAGAGGAAAAAUAUUUUGCGCACAAUAAAGGAAACCUAAGAAUGGGGGUCACAAACAGUAAAAGGCUUUCUUUUUUGUUUUCUGUUUUUUUAAGUAAGGGUUUUCUACAUUAUUUCAUCCUGCUUGGGGAUUCCUAGAUAUUUGCAUGUUAAUGAAGAACUACACAAACGAAGUUAGUACAGUUAAAAUGCAGCUUGUGUCUGUAUUAGGAACAGGCACUUGCAGUGUACUGUAUAGAAACCCCAUCAUAAAAUAAUAAAGGUUAACUUGGACAAAAUGAAGCAACCUGCAAGCUGCCAAAUAAGUCACUCCUUUCAUUUUUGGGGUAAGGAGAGGUACACUGCAAAGGAAAGAUUGACAUCUUAAUUUUUACGUUAAGAGAAACAACCAAGGUAGUGGAUAUGAUUUUAUUAUUGUACUUUGUUAGUUUUGAUUUCUAGAGUAAGGCAUUAUUCCUAACUUGCAGUUUAAGGUUCAGGCAUGCGUUCUGGCUCAUAGUGAUCAGAAGUAAUUUUAAUUAGUGGGAAAGUAGCAUGCUUGCAUCACAUAGAGUGAAAUUGGUAUACAUUUACCUAUGUUGCGCCAGUUUUGUGUUGCAGUUUACCAAUUCAAUAUAGCCCUGCAUUUAAAAUUCCUUUCUAAGAUUCAGUGGAAUUUAUUUUUAUUAAGAAUAUAGAUAUAAAGUACUGUAGUUAACAAUUAGGCCUUGAAAUACCUUUUUAGGAUCUUUUAAGAUUAAGAUUGAUAUUGUAUUGUGUGUAACCUGCACAAUGUGGAAAGCUGAUAUAGCUGUGCAAAAUAUUUGCCUCUGUGCUGUCAGUGUGAUGUGCUUUCUGCAUGGUUAUAUACUAGUGAUUUUAUCAGAAUCUCUAAAAUGAGUUACAUGGUAAGACCUGUUAAAGGCUGCAUAAAUGUUAGUUGGCACGUAAAGACAAUUGUAGAAGUUGAUGACAAGAUUGCUAUAUUUGUGUUUAUUCCCACUCAACAUAUUAUCUUCUAUGCUUUCUUUUUGUUCAAAGCAUGAUCUUAGAGAUGUUUAGUUAAUGGAUGUAAUGCAGGGUAUCUACACUGUAUCGGCGCAUGUUGGUGGCCCUUUGUGAUGUAGUUAAAUGCACAAGGGUGCAAGUUUAAAGCUACAGAGUGAAAGUUGGUUUGGAUCCUCUUCAUUUCAUUUGUUUAGCUUUUCUGUUGUGUUUUUUUUUUUCUCUACUUACAUGUAUUCCUGUGAAUAAAUCCUUGUUAAGUUAACGCUUUACUUUUCCUUCCAUGUGUAUUUUCUUAUGUACUGUGAAUGUGAAAUCCUAACUGGUACACUUGAUCUUGUGUCCAUCUGAAAGUGGCAAGUCUUUAUUAAUUUAGAUUGCCUAAAGAGUAUCCCAUGAUGAUAAAGGAAAAUGGAGAGAUUUUUUUAGCUCUGCUGGUCAGAGGUGAAGCCACACCUUUCCAUUUUUCAAGUGCUGCAUUAUUAAUCUGCAAAACAAAAUUAAGCCAUAACAGCCUUUUUGUAGAUUUAGUUUCUCACCUUUGCAUUGCAGAACGGAUACUGGAUAACAGUUUUUGGUUUAGUUGGUGUUUUCUGGUUUGUUUUUAUUUUGGUUUUUUGGGGUAUUUUGGGGUUUUUUUGUGUUUGUUUUCUUUGUUUGUUUGUUUUCUUUUAUUUUUUUCUUUAGUUGGUUGGUUUUGGGGAGUGUAUUUUGGAGGGUCUUGUGGGGCGUUGUGGGGUUUUUUUGUUUUGGCUUGGUUUUUUUUUUUCCUUUGUUUUCAUUUGGGACUUGGGUUUUCUUUUUGUUGUUGUUUUUUGGUUCAGUUUUGGUUUUGUUUGGUUUAAAGUUUUUUUUGUUGGGGCUUUUUUAAGAACUUGCUCUACUUUGCAUGGUUCUGUUCUUUGACUGUUGAAUGAUUUAGCUUUUGCACUGAAGUUUGAGCUGUAUGAGAGUGAACUUAAAAAUGCUGUUUAAAGAGUUUAGACCUUUUUUUUUUCAGUGCAUGAUCACAUGCAUGUUUUAUGUCCUGUCCCCAUCCCCUGUCUCCCCUCCCCCCCCAAUUUUUUUUGGCUUUGCAAAUUUUAGUGGAUUAUGCCUGAAGCAUAGUUUGAACAUGUACUGUAUGAAAUAUAUUUGAUAAUACCAGUACAUAGUAUUCAUUCAAUUUAAACAAAAUUGCAUGUGAUAACUUGCUUUCAAGUUACAUUACUUUGAUAGCAAACCAAAAAUACCUUCUCAACUAAUAACUCUGAUAUGAAUUAGUAAAUUUCAAUUUAAAAACUUUAAUUUCUAAGAGAACAUCCCUGCCCAACAUUUAGCAAGGUGGGAUAUUGUUUUAGACCCAAACUUGCUUUAAUUUUAAGUGUGUUUGAACAUUAAGGAAGAGUUUCAGAGAAAUGAAAUUAAAAAAUUUUGUAGAAUAGAAAAUCUACCCAAAUCAUACAGUAGCAUAACAACUAAAAUCUGGGUUUAACUAAACUUUUUAAUUUCAGAAAGCCCCUUUAACCAAAUAAACCACUCCACCUCACCUUAGAUUAGCUUAGGAUGCCACUUUUGUACAUAUUUGUUUUAAUACAUACCUGUACAGAUGUGAACUGAUCUGUUACGACAACAAGGAAAAUAAUUUAUAAGGUCAGGAAUAAGUAGUACAGGAAUAAACAAAAUAGUGUGUUGUAUCAAUAAGUUGUCUCAUGGUAUAUUUUAAAUCAAAUAAACCAUAUUCCUAAUGCAUAAUAUAGUGCAGAGAUUUGCAGAAUCCUUUUAGGGUGUAAUGUGAGGUAAGAGAAGUUCUGAAACAGCAUUAAUAUUUAAAACUGAAUUAUUGCAUCAUGGGAUAUAUAAAAAGCAUCUUAAUUCUUGUGGUGUAGUCUUGACAGUUCUUGAAUGUUGACUGAAUGUUCUGGUAGAAUUGUGAGUUUGUCUUUGUUACAUUCCAGUGUUUCUGCCUCUUGGCAUGCUAAAAGCACGGCUUACUUCAUUUGCUCCUUACACACUGAAAAAGUGCUGUUAGUGUGCUAAACUACAGAAAUAGCCGCUGCUAUGUAAUGGUGUAGAUUUUCUACUUGAAUAAUUUUGUUGUAGGAACCUCAGGAGGUCAGUGUUUACUGUUUUUAUAUAUGCCUUUUUCCUGUUUUGAGUUUCCCUUUUUGAAGGAUUCUGAGAGUGAAAAAAAGCUGCUGAUCAACCUAAGUUGGUAACAGAAAGUGUAUUUAAAAUCCUUAUAAAUGCAUCUUUUUGGCAGUUCAAAAUUGCUGUUAAAUUAGUCUUAAGUGAAGUUCAAUAUUAAAUUUUUUUCAUAACACAGUCAGGAAACUGCUCAUGUCAUUUUGGAAAACAGAUUAGAUUAGUUCAUUAUUUUAACUAGUUCAAGCAAAAGUAAUCAGUUUUGUAUGUUUUUUCCAGAGCUUAAUUAUUUUCUUAAUCAGUGAGUAUGUAUAUAUUUAAAUUGUAAGAACUAACUCUUAUGCUUUAGUUCAUUGCUUCUUGAAGCUUGUACUCAAAAAUCACUUUUAGAAGAAUAGGUUAAAAUUUGUAAUCAUUAUAAUUUUUAAAAGUUAUGAAGUAGCAUAAAUUUUGUGACUAAUAAUAUUGAUACACACUGUGAUUUUUGGGGUUUUAGGACUUUCAUGUUAGCAUCAGUCUUAAUUACUUAAACUGCACAUAUUGUAUAAUAGUAAAAUGUAUAUUUUAAAGCUUCAAGUGGCUUUCCUCAAGCAAAACUCAAUGCUACUUAGAAAUAUUCAAAUACUAGCUUUAUCUCAGGUGAAUACUCUUGUACCCUUUUUGUUCAGAACACAUGCUUAUAAAAAUGUGUUGUAAUUUUAUCAGUUUAUGUAUUUCAUUUAGGCAUCUCUCCUCUCUUAAACUUACCCUAAAUUAACCUUCUACUGUAGGACAUAAUGACUUUUGCUUCACCUAUAUUAUUCAUAUUGAAUGUAUUAACACAUAAGGUGCGAAAACAUUCUUCCCUUAAGGAGAAUGCAUUCAUAUUCAAACAACCGAAAUAUUUAUUAAAAAAUGCUUUAAAUGCAACAUUAAAUUGGAAAUCUUUUGUUUCAGAUAUUUUCAAGGAAAAAAGUUAUAACUUAACACUAACUGCUUCCAUACUAUCUCUUUCAUAAGGAUGACAGCAAACUUUUAUAUAGGGUCUAAAGUGUGACUCUUUAUUUUAGAUGAAGGUUAAACCCUACAGUGAAAUGGCAAAAUAUCCUGCAGUUAAUCUCAGAUAGAUGCUGAUGUAGUUUGUACACAUAAUUGUUAUAUUACAUAACCUCACCUUAAAUAAAUUGAGCUUGUUCAGUAGCUAUGUAUUUCACUCACCUAUGCAUUCUCCAGGAUGAUUUGUAUCCAUCAGUCUCUAUAUUCUCCAGUAGAAACUACACUUUGUCUGCCGCUGAUGCUUGCUCUUUGCACUUAACGGUUGGAGCAGGCCAGUUUUAAAUUGGGAACUGAGGCAAGUACUCUUGUUACUUGCCUUGUAUAUCUCCUAAAAUAGUGAUAUUCACUCACUUGAAUGUAUGUAAUGAGGGAAGUUUGAAAUUGCUCUAUAGGAUGAAUCCCUGUGUGGUGUUACAGUAUGCUUUAAGUAAGCCAAAUCCACAUCUCAAAGAAUUCAGCACUUACAGUAAGUAUCAUUUUUCUAUAACUUGCUAUGUUGUGCUACUUUUUCUUUAGGCAUCUAUUUCCUUAUUUCAAGUGAGCAACAAAGUACCAAGGUUUGCAUGUUUUUUGUGAGGACAGCAAUGAGAAUAAAAAGGAGGUUUAUUUUGGCUGUUAAAAUCUGCAGUGUAGUAUCUUUUUUUGUGGAAAGAGAUAGAUAGUUAUGUUGUACAUUGUCUGACUUAGUGAUACUUAUAGAGACUUCUAAAAUUUUUAAUUGGAUGAAAUACACAAAAUAGUUUUGAAUGAAGGGAGACCAGAUCUUUCUGCUGACAACUUAGGUUGUAUAAGUUUUGCUUGAAAGCUUUAAAUCUUAUGUUUCUGUAUCUGCCACAAUGUUGGAAUGUUUCCUUCAAACAUAUCCUCCUGCAACCUCUCAAACUGUACUAAAUUGAGUGAUAUUUCUUGAAGUCUGCCUGUGUGCUAACAGAACUUCAUUUUAAAUAGAAUAUGGUUUUAAUUUUUGAUAAGCUGCUGAAUUUUAAAAGAGUUUUGGGGCCACCAAAUAUUUUGGAUCAUGCAGAGAAUAUAUAUUGUACUGUAGUAAUUUUGUAUUUACAUUUGUAUGAUGUGACAUAAUAGAUGUGAAUGUUAAUCACUGCUUGACUAUGUUAAUAAAGUUGUUGAAAUAUA